AGGUGGGUCCGUAGUGUCACUGUUUUUAAAAAAACCUGUUAUUCCAUCUGUUUUCUCAAUUCAAUAGGACGUUUUGACCACGUCUUGCAUUCUCGCUGGCUACAUAUUCUUUUCCACCGCAACGACCAUUCAGACCGUGAUGGACUUUUGUCAGGCUGAUACAGAAGCAGGAUUCGUAAAUUAUUAUAGCCAUCGAUUUGUCUUUCGGAUUAUCAACCAAGUCCUGAAUCCGAGUCAUUAUUGGAGCGUCAGGUUCACGCUUUCCAUUAUCAACACAAUGCUCAGCUUUAUUCUGAACGUCUUCUCGAACUCUGUCGUAUUUCAUAUGAGUGGGCUCAUGUUUCUCCUCACUUAUCGAAUCGGACGUGAAGUUGAGGAUUAUCUGAGAGACAAUGCAACUGCGGGACUUCAGGAGGUUGUCGAUUAUUACAUGAGAGUGAAAGCAUUCUUCGUGGUCUUGAAUGGAACUCUGACUCUGCUCGUCUUUGUGUUUGUCGUCGGUGUCAUUCUCUUUUUUAGCCGAUCCCUCCUCCAAAUCAUCGAGGCGAACGAUGUCGCUACCAGAAUCACGACUGGGGGAUAUUUGUGCUAUGCCGUGUUCUACUUGUGCCUUGCUGCAGAGGGUCACGCCAAGCUCAAAUUGUUUGGGGACUUCAUUUUUCUCCACCGAAAUGACCUCGGAUAUAAGGAUUCGACAUCAGAAGUUUUGAGCAUGUUGUCGGAAACAGCAUCGAGUCCUCUGGGAUUAAAGGCCGACACCUUUCUCAUCACUUAUGGACUUUUAGUUUCAGUAAUAAAACCACGUCGAUUUUGCAGCACUUAUUGUUUUUGGGUGUCGAUAUUUGUUUUACUAAAUGUCAUGCUCUUUGUAUAUUAUUUUUCCAAGAUCUUCUCAACCGUAUUGACCUACACAAUGGUCCUUGUCCAGUUUAAUGCUGCACAUCCGGCCGAAUGAGUGUCCUACUUUACAUAAGUUCACAAAUAAAACGUGACCUUCCGCAAAAAUACUAAAUAGGAAUUCUGGAAUACUUGCAAAAAGAAAACAAUUUAAUAAUUAAUUGCUGCCGAUCCCAAGCUGACCACGCCUUCAAUUAUGCAGAAUAUAUAUAAUCUCUCACUCGUUCACACUGUUGACACCUCCCGGCUCUCGCCACUUAAACUAAUUGUAUCGUCAGGAAUAUUAAUAAUUCUCACAUUCUUGUCAUAAAUCCAACCACCAGACAUACAUUCAUAUGUACAAAUCAUGGACUUGUUCAUAAUAUCUCCAAAAUUCAACUCCUUCAUAGACAAACUUGAGAAUAGAGAAAAGGGAGAAAAUAUCGAACAUUAUUAUUCGACGACGCCUAAAAGCAGUAUACUUUAUUAUUUCCAAGCAUUCUCAAGGUUGUUUUACUACUCACUUCUAAUCCCGUGUCACUUCACGAUCGAUUCUACAAACAAAUAUAACAAGCUGAUAAUUAAAAGCAAC
This is a messenger RNA of Folsomia candida, 1468 nucleotides long. RefSeq lists its product as uncharacterized. Lineage: Eukaryota; Metazoa; Arthropoda; Collembola; Entomobryomorpha; Isotomidae. The transcript has 3 exons. The record is from RefSeq and is a predicted model, not a curated record. The coding region runs from base 140 to 955 and encodes 271 amino acids.